AUGGACAUCAGGCCGCUUCUUGUAAUACUGUCUGUGUGUGGGCAAAUGGAGGCCAUGACUGUAGACACUGAUUAUGGUGGAUUGCCUCUGCAGAUCAACCAAUUUCUAGGCGAGCCCCCAGUUUUCACUCUUAGGAAUCGAGUGAACUUGAGCUGGUCAUGGAUGGUAAGGGAUCAGAACCAUUUUGCGAAAUGUGACAGUGCAAGUGGGCUGGAGCAGUUUCCUGAAAGUCUUCCUUCCAGAACACACUACAUUUUCCUUCAGGGUAGCAUAGCCACUGGAUUUAAUGCUAAAUCCUUUCCUAAUACCACUACCAAUUGACCCUGGCUCAUUUUGGACCAAAAGCUGCAGCUUCUCAGUCAGGGACUUGAUGGUAGGUCACUGUUCAAUCUGACCAAAUUAGCGAACCUCUUCAUGAGCCAUAACAACUUGACCGAGGUGUCAGCAGGGCUGCUUGAUGGACUCAAGCUAAGACUGGCUUACAAUCAAAUUGAGAAAAUUGGCCCUGGAGCUUUCAAGAACUUACAGAAUCUAACACUGCUUCUGCUUCAAGGCAAUCUUCUGAAAACUACUAGAGAAACUGACUUCCAAGGCCUUUCAAUCCUCAACCUUUUGGACCUCAGUCAGAAUGCCCUAGACACUUUCCCCAAACAACUGCCUCCAUCUGUUCGGCAGCUAUACCUCUCAUACAUCGCUUUUACAGGCAUGGCUGAGGACAGCCUCCAAGGCUUUAACUAGACAUUCUGUUAUUUGUGUCUAUGCAACAACUAGCUGAAAAACAAUGGUCUGGCCCCUGAUGUCUUUCUAGUGGAAAUGGACCUCUCCUUCAACCAGCUAACUGAAAUCCCAGUUGUUCCCACCACCCUGCAUUACCUUUCCCUUGAAGUUAAUCAUAAUAGAGAAUGUAACAUCAGCAGUCUCUGCAGGACAGUGGAUCUAAUGUCAUAUUCACAUAUAAAGAUAUUGCGGCUUGAUGGCAUGAAGAUUGAGUAUCAUCAGCUACUUCCUGACUUGGUCUACUGUCUCAGAAUUCUUCAAAAUAUUUAUAUCUGA
Messenger RNA from Neoarius graeffei (lesser salmon catfish), 1053 nucleotides. RefSeq lists its product as uncharacterized. The record is from RefSeq and is a predicted model, not a curated record. Lineage: Eukaryota; Metazoa; Chordata; Actinopteri; Siluriformes; Ariidae. Gene Ontology annotation, molecular function: protein binding.